This is a messenger RNA of Parasteatoda tepidariorum (common house spider), 2210 nucleotides long. It is a transcript of the gene Hdc, whose product is annotated as histidine decarboxylase. Gene Ontology annotation, cellular component: cytoplasm. NCBI's taxonomy places the organism in Eukaryota, Metazoa, Arthropoda, Arachnida, Araneae, Theridiidae. Gene Ontology annotation, molecular function: pyridoxal phosphate binding; histidine decarboxylase activity. Gene Ontology annotation, biological process: histamine biosynthetic process; L-histidine catabolic process. The record is from RefSeq and is a predicted model, not a curated record.
AUAAAGUCAUGUGACUGCAGAUUAACAUCAAAUGAAUAGGCAUUCAGUACCGUCAAUAUACUCAGUCUCAGGAACUGUUAAGGAAGUUUUGCGUUAUCAUCUUCUUCCAAAUCGUACACCACAAGAAUGGAUCUAAAUGAAUACAGAAGUCAUGGAUAUGCAAUGGUAGAUUACAUUGCAAAUUACUUAGAGACUAUUCGUAGUCGACGAGUAUUUCCGGAUGUUAAGCCAGGUUAUCUUCGACCUCUGCUCCCGGAUUCAGCUCCAGAGGAAGGAGAAAACUUCUCUGAUAUCUUUCAAGAUUUUGAACGUGUUAUAAUGCCAGGGAUCACUCAUUGGCAAUCUCCUCAGAUGCACGCGUAUUUUCCAGCUCUCAACAGCCCUGCAUCACUUCUAGGUGAUAUGCUGGCUGAUGGUUUAUGUAACAUCGGAUUUACAUGGGCAUCUAGUCCAGCAUGCACUGAAUUAGAAAUUGUGGUAAUGGACUGGCUGGCAAAAGCAAUAGGAUUACCUGAAAUUUUCCUGCAUUCGUCUCCUGGUAGAGGGGGAGGAGUUAUACAGACGACAGCCAGUGAAUCUACACUUAUCAGCUUACUCGCAGCUCGUACUCAAAUGUUUCAGCUGUACAAGGAAAAAUAUGAACAUAUUGAUGAAGUUGAACUCAAUACAAGACUAGUUGCAUACACAUCUGAUCAGGCCCAUUCUUCUGUGGAAAAAGCUGGAUUGAUAGGACUGGUGAAAAUGCGUUAUAUUGAGAGUGAUAAAGACUUGAGUAUGCGAGGGGACAAAUUGAUGGACGCUGUACUGAGAGAUCGAGAGAAAGGGCUUGUUCCAUUUUUUGUGUGUGCUACAUUAGGAACAACUGGAGGUUGUGCAUUUGACAACUUGAAAGAAAUAGGCUUGGUCUGUGAAAAAGAAAAUAUGUGGCUUCAUGUAGACGCAGCAUAUGCCGGGAGUGCUUUUGUUUGCCCCGAGUUCAGGCAUUGGUUGGAAGGCGUAGAAUACGCUGACUCAUUCGCUUUCAAUCCAUCUAAAUGGUUAAUGAUACAUUUUGACUGCACAGCUAUGUGGGUAAGGAAUAGUGAAAGACUUCAUCGGACAUUUAAUGUCGAUCCAUUAUAUUUGAAGCAUGAAAACACUGGUCUAGCUGUUGAUUUCACGCACUGGCAAAUACCGCUGAGUAAACGCUUCCGUGCUCUAAAAUUGUGGAUGGUCCUGAGGAAUUACGGUAUAAAAGGACUUCAGAAGCACAUUCGUCAUGGUAUUAAGCUUGCAAAACUAUUUGAAACGCUUGUUCGAGAUGAUGACAGAUUUGAAAUUCCUGCCCAGAGGCAUCUUGGUCUGGUUGUGUUUAGAAUCAAAGGUGAAAACGAGCUAACCGAAACACUUCUGAAGAAAAUAAAUACCAGUGGAAAACUACAUUGCGUUCCUAGUUCUCUUAAGGGUAAAUAUGUCAUCCGUUUCACAGUCACAUCACCUCGGACAACAUUCCAAGACAUCCAGAAUGACUGGACCUUCAUCCAGUUAAUGUGCAGCCAAAUCUUAAACGAAUCACCAUCUGGAAGACGUCCUCUGUCCAUAGCCGAGAUCAAGAGGCGGAACCCUUCAUUUGGUACUAGUCUACUUCUGAGCAACAGUCCUAUGACUCCCAAAGUUAUGAAUGGUAGUUUUGUCGCAAUUUUCGAAGCAGGAGAUGCUUUGAAGCGUCAUUUUUACAAGAGUUUUAUUGCACUUCUCACACUUCCGCACCUGAUACCCGUAAGUACUAAUAAUUUAUUUCUCGCCCUCAUGCUGCUUAUUCAGGAGUUUUUAGAUAGGAACGGGACUUUAAGAAUUGCCAGCAAGGAUUCACCAGUCUUGCAAAGAAGGCUCAAGGGGCUCAUCAGAGGGCAACGGCAGUACAGUCUGGACUCCCACAUAGACUUGAUGGUGGCUGCCAACUCAGACAAAGAGGAUAAAACUUCAAAAAACAGUGUUCCAGCCAUCGAAGAACUCAGCCAUGGACAGGAUGCAGAAGAGGAUACGCGUUGUACCAAGUGUGGACAAGUGCUCUCCACAGAGUAAUUUAAUUUAGUCAUGACUAUUAUCAUUUGCAAUUUUUUUCUCUGUAUAAUUUAUGGAGAUAUAUUUUAAUGCGUUGCAUGUAGUUGAUAUUUUUGUUGUUGUUGCUUUUAUCAUCAUAUGCUUUUUAAAUAAAUGUUGCAAGCUGA